Molecule: messenger RNA, 2044 nt
Organism: Cucurbita pepo subsp. pepo (vegetable marrow)
Lineage: Eukaryota; Viridiplantae; Streptophyta; Magnoliopsida; Cucurbitales; Cucurbitaceae
Product: heat stress transcription factor A-4c
Biological process (GO): cellular response to heat; regulation of transcription by RNA polymerase II
Cellular component (GO): nucleus
Molecular function (GO): DNA-binding transcription factor activity; RNA polymerase II cis-regulatory region sequence-specific DNA binding
Source: RefSeq, a predicted model, not a curated record
AAUUGCCUUUUCCGACAACAUGGUUGGGUUAUAUUCAUACAUGGAGGAUUGCUAAUUUGUGUGUUAAUUUGGGUGCUGAUCGAUUAUGGCGACGGGAAGUGGAAGCGCGCAUUUGGGAGCUUAACUUUCCUGGAAAUUUCUGUUUGGUUGAAAUUUGGAAACCUUGCGGGAGAUUCAAGGGUUUUUCUUGUUAGGGUUUCUUAGCCUUCAAUUCUUGCGACAAACGUCGAUGUCAUUCCAAUUCGGUAAACCCUAUCGAGGGUUUUCUUUUUCGAGGAUGUAACGGUUUCUUUAGGUUAAAUAAACUCUGUGAAGCCUGCGGCGGAGGAUUGAGCUUUUGAUUCUGAAUCUUUGUUCGAUUUCGUGUUGCCCCAAAGUGGAUUCAUUCUGGGGAUUUGAAUUUGGUACUUUAUGGUUUGCGAUUGGGGGUUUUAAGAUUCGGGAUGAUGGACGAAGCUCAGGGCAGUUCCAAUUCGUUGCCUCCUUUCCUGACAAAGACUUACGAGAUGGUCGAUGAUCCUUCGACGGACUCAGUUGUAUCUUGGACUCCGGGUAAUAAGAGCUUUAUUGUGUGGCAACCACUGGAGUUUUCGACUGAUCUGCUGCCGAAAUUCUUCAAGCAUAACAACUUCUCAAGCUUCAUUAGACAGCUUAAUACAUAUGGUUUUAAGAAAGUGGAUCCAGAGAGAUGGGAAUUUGCAAAUGAGGAUUUUGAGAAAGGUCGGCCAGACCUUUUGCGGAACAUUCACAGGCGAAAACCAGUUCAUAGCCAUUCGUUGCAGAAUGUUCAAGGACAAGGACUUUCAUCUCCAUUGUUGGAUCUUGAAAGGAAGAGAUUCGAGGAAGAGGUUGAGAGGCUUAAGCACACUAAUGAAAAGCUUCUUCUUGAGUCGCAGAAACACGAACAAGAGAAUCGUGAAUUACAGUUGCAAAUGCAAUUGAUGAAGGAUCAGUUUCGAGGUGUUCAGCAACAGCAGCAAACGUUGCUUUCUAUUGUUGCGCAUGCUUUGCAGAAACCAGAAUUAACGAUUUAUUUUGUGCCAGAAUCACAAUCUCAUGAGAGAAAGAGGAGGUUGGCUACAGUCGCCUACUAUUACAAUGAAUCCAGUGCUGAGGAUGAUCCGGCAGAGCAUGCCCAUUCAGUGUCAAAGAAGCAUAUGGAUUACUCUUCUACCUCGGAUCUCAACAUGGAGCAGCUCGACCAGUUAGAAUCAUCCCUAACAUUUUGGGAGAGGACCAUUCACGAUGUUGAUCAAGCUAUCAUUCUACCCAAUCUGAAGUCCAACCAAACGAAAAGUGACAUCCAAAGCCCACAUAUUUCUUCUGUACAACUAAAUAGGAAUUAUCAGUCCGAGUCACAUGUUAUCGACAUGAAUUCAGAGCCUGUUGGAAGUAUUGCUUCUGAUCCCAUUGUGUCAAGAAAAGAUGCUGAUGAAACCACUGCGAUUGUGCGUAAUGGGGCCAAUGAUGUGUUUUGGGAACAGUUUUUGACUGAGAAUCCUGGUUCAUCUGAUCCUCCAAAAGUUGCACCCGAAGGCAAGGAUUCUGAUAAUAGUAAAAAGAAUGCGAAUAAAUCUAUAAGCUUUGGAAAACUUUGGUGGACUGGGAACAAGAUAAAUAACCUCGCAGAACAGAUGGAACAUCUUACUCCAACUGAGAAAACGUGACAUUAUUUGAUCUUUUUUAAGUGAUGAUGCCCUUGUUGCCCUGCCCAUGUGUAAUAAAUUUAGGUACAAAUGAAAUCGAUAGAUUGUGCAGCUGUAAAGAGAUUCGUUUCUUCCAUUUUCCUAUAAGCAUGAUUGUAGGGAUUUCUGGCUCAUAAAUGUCCUUUCUUUCCACCAUUUGAUUGUGAAUAGCAGCCAACUAUACAUCAGCUUAUGUCUAAUUCGUUCUCCUUGACUUAUCCUCAAUGUGAGGUUAUCUGAUAUCUACAAUAGAACAGACAUGAUGCAUCAGAUAGAUGAACGAAAGAAAUGUAAUUGUGGAAGCUCCGUGUCCAACUUUCAAGUUUUAGUACUAAAAACCUACUCACAAUUUUCUUUUC